UGUUGAUUGUUUCGAUUCAGUCAAAUCUGAGCAGUCAAACCAGACAGUCAACGCAAUGCUAAAUUUUGUGUAAACAUUUGUAACAAUCUCUGAUAAAAUUGUAAAUAUUAUAUAAGGCUUGAUUUUUUCUCGUGAAAACAUGAUUUCAAAGCGAUUGGCAGUUUUUGAUUUCGAUCACACAAUCAGCGAACACAACACCGACAUCGUCGUUCGAGAUUUGCUGAAACCAGAAUUAAUCACCGCGGAGAUAAAAGAUGUGCUGCAUUCUGGGUGGAUUCCCUACAUGCAACGGAUCUUUGGAUUGUUGUACCAGAAUGGAUUCCGCCGGACGGACAUUCUUUCUGCGAUCGAAGCAAUACCUGAGGUGGAAGGAAUUAAGUAUUGUAUCCGAGAGUUGGCCAGGAGUGGUUUUCAUGUAAUAAUUAUAAGUGAUUCGAAUUCCGAGUUCAUUGAGACGUGGAACAAUUUCAACAGCAUUGACCAUUUCAUUCACACGGUAUUUACGAAUCCAGCUAACUUCAAUAGCGAGGGUCUGCUGGAGGUUCGCCCAUUCCACUAUCAAACAAAAUGCAACUUAAGUUCGAGAAAUCUCUGCAAAGGAAUGAUCAUGGAGAACUUUCUGAGCAGCCAGAGUGAUAAAGCCGACACAGAGUAUGAGAAAAUUUUCUACAUCGGAGAUGGCAAAAAUGAUGUUUGUCCCAUGCUACGGCUGAAAGAAAACGGAUUCGCCUGUCCACGGGAAGGAUAUGCUUGCUGUGAUGCACUUCAGUCGGCUAUAAACAAGGGUGGAGGAAAUUACGCGGCUCAAAUACUUAAGUGGAGUACCGGAAAACAACUUUUGAGUCUGAUUAGAGAGGAAUCAAAUGGUCCGUGAAAUUUGAAUCGGAUACGUAGUAUCGGUGCAACGUUGUAUCAGGGAUUGUCGUUUAUUUUGAUGCUGUACAUUCGCUAUUUUUGUAUUCAAUAGAACGUUUUUUGCAUAUCGAAUGUCGUUUUUUUUCACUAGUGUUAGCUGAGUAUCGCGAGCGAAACGCUCUUUGUUUUUGCGAAUUGGAUGUUGUGUGCGUUUUAAUUAUUUUGAAAAUGCAAUACAAUUCAUCUUGUUUUUUUGCGCAGCUUGUAUUUCGCACUCGACUUCCCGUUAGAUUGUGUGAUUCAUGAAAUUGAAAUGAAAUGAAAGUUUUUGUUUAUUUUUUUUUCAGCUUAUUUUGGCUUGAUUUCAGUUUGCGUUACAUUCCCGGUAACAACGGCGAACAGAGUAUAUUCUCUGACAAAGUUCAAUCAACCGUAUUAGUGUUCGACAUUGAUCACUUUUUUGAUAUUUUGAUUGCUAGACUAUAUUUUAGGGACAUUCUGGUCAAAUCAAAUUGAAACUUGACGUAAAACUGAUGAUGACCCCGAUUGUCCUCUAGGCUAGAAGUUGUCAUGCUGUGAGUUUGCGAGAGGAAGACGAGAACGCUGCUGAAAAAAAUAUUCAUCGCACAAUUGACAAAAGACUGUGAUGGUCCAAAGCAGUUUCUAGAAAUGCCAGCAACCUGAAAAGGAAUACUGUUUUAGGUUACCUGAAAACCUUACCUGACCGGAAUGCGAAUGACUGAACAGAUAUCGACUGGAAUAGAAGAGAGACAACGUUUCGAGCCAGUAAAAACCACAACGCCUCUAACUUGAGCACCACUUCAAAGACCCGCAUAACUAAGCCAACACUGCUCCAAGCUUGAAGCUUGCUAUUUAUUGGAAUUUUAGAAUGCAUAAUUUGUUUUAUCAAUCCCAGCUCGAAAAUGAUAACAACAUUAAAAACAAUUCUUUUCAA
This is a messenger RNA of Wyeomyia smithii (pitcher-plant mosquito), 1810 nucleotides long. Its product is annotated as pyridoxal phosphate phosphatase PHOSPHO2. Bases 140 to 874 code for a protein of 244 amino acids. Gene Ontology annotation, molecular function: phosphatase activity. Lineage: Eukaryota; Metazoa; Arthropoda; Insecta; Diptera; Culicidae. The record is from RefSeq and is a predicted model, not a curated record. The transcript has a single exon.